GUCACCCUCCGAUGAGCCCCGAGACACGCAAACGUAGUAUGAUCCCGUACGUGGACUCGAAUGGUCAACCAGAGAGCGUCAUCUCCGAGCGCGUCACUCUCACAGUGCAAGACGCGCAGAUGACCGAGAAGUGGCUGCGGAACUACAUCAACUUUGCCAAAAACGUGCCCGGAUUUAAGGACCUGGCCCUCUCCGACCAGGCGUCUCUAGUGAGGGGCACGUGGUUCGAGUUCUGGUUCUUGGGCGCCUACAAAGGCUACAGCUCUGAGCUUCACGUGGUCACCUACCCCAACGGCCGCUGUUUCCACGAGGAGGAGAUCAUCAAAGUAUUCGGCCAGGAGUACACCGACUUCUCUUUCUACCUCAGUGACCGGAUGUCUGACCUCGAGGUCACGCCAGAGGAGAUGGUUCUGAUCAAGACGGUGUGCCUAACGUUCCCUGACCGGUCGAACCUGGAGAAUAAGGAGGCGGUGGAGAAGAUGCACUGGCUACUGGUCAACUGUCUGCUCCACACGCUGGAGAAAAACCGGCCCGGGGACAGCACUAUCUUCCCCAUCAUUGUCGGAAAACUAGUGGAGCUCAGGUCUCUGACGGACAAAGCGAUGCGUGCGCACCGUGGUGCGGUGUUCCAGGACGUGCUGAAGGAGAACCCGCUGCUGUGUGAGAUGGUGGACACCAAGACUCAGUACGUGGAGGUCAGUGGCCACUCCAAGCUCAGGUCUGGAUCCACCGGCCUCUAGUCGGGGUGUGUGUGGGAGGGCCUCUGACGUCCUGCCACAUGCACGCUGCUGACGUCACGCCACAUGCACCCUUUCUAACAUCACACCACAGACUAUGGCGUCACGCCCCAUACAUCCUGCUGACGUCACGCCAUGGACUCCCUUAUGACGUCACACCAUGGACACCCUGCUGACGUCACGCCACAGACACCCUGCUGACGUCCCACCACGGACACCCUGCUGACGUCCCGCCACGGACACCCUGCGACGUCACGCCAUGCACAUUCUGCUGACGUCAAGCCCUGGACGCCCUUUCUAACAUCACACCACGGA
Molecule: messenger RNA, 1052 nt
Organism: Aplysia californica (California sea hare)
Lineage: Eukaryota; Metazoa; Mollusca; Gastropoda; Aplysiida; Aplysiidae
Product: nuclear receptor subfamily 1 group D member 2-like
Exons: 4
Coding region: 12-740 (242 amino acids)
Source: RefSeq, a predicted model, not a curated record